GGCAGGGCCGCUGUCCACGGCGCCGCUGCAGCACCCUCGGCUGCUGCAGGCGCUGCUGGCAUGCAUCUUCACCCCCAGCCGGCCCCCCUCCCCCGACCUCAUGGCCGCCUGCGUGGAGCUGCUGGCCCGGGCCACCUGCGUGCGGCCCCGCCCGCCGCCCCUCCACCCCGGCACCACAGCAGCGGCAGCACCCAGCCCCGACGCAGCAGGAGGUAGUGGCAGCGGCAGCGGUGGGGGCGCCAGCCAGCAGCAGCAGCAGCACUCGCCGCAGCACCCGCAGCAGCAGGGGGGCGGGGAGGAGGAGGCGGAGGCGGAGGCGGAGGCCGCUGCUGCUCGCAUCGCUGAGACGCGUGCCGCGCUUCAGUGGGCUGUGGGGCUGCUGGGGCGGCCGCAGGGGCGGUUCACGGAGGAGGAUGCCCGGAUGGCGGCGGAGGUGUCCCGGCUGCCGGUGGUGGCGCACGGCCUGCUGCACGCGGUGGGCUGCCAGCUGGGCAGCCCCGCCUUCUACGAGGACGGCCCGGCGGCGGUGGCGGCGGUGCCCUCGCUGCUGCGCAUUUCGCUGGCGGUGGCGGCGGGGGGCGGGCAGCCGCAGACGUUCAUACCCCGGGUGCUGUCCGCCUGGUCGGUGGCGCUGACGGAGCUGCACCGGGGCGGGCAGGGCGAGGUGUGCCGGCUGCUGCUGGACGCGUGUGUGGUGCUG
Messenger RNA from Astrephomene gubernaculifera, 700 nucleotides. Lineage: Eukaryota; Viridiplantae; Chlorophyta; Chlorophyceae; Chlamydomonadales; Astrephomenaceae. The record is from the annotation of a GenBank genome assembly.